AUGGCUGCGGCAAGGACAUCACUAUAUUCAACUCCAGUUAUAGACCUGACACAAAGCGACGAAGAGCAAGAUGGAUCAAGCACGCAUAUCCGAAUCCUUCGACGUCGGCCUUCGCAACCACUCACGACACGCCCGCCGCAGGAAUUCCCCGUUUCCAACCAUGGGCUCGUCCUACGAGAUAGCUUCAACUUCCCUCUGUCAAAUCAUGGAGACAUUCGCCAGCUGCAAGGGGCUAGUAAUGCAGCAAGUAGAAGAUCAACAGAGCGGCCCUUUUCAAAGGUUGCUACCAGGGCCCAGAAUGGGAGCGUUCCAAUCGCCAACACUGCCAAGAGGCGAAAGACUCAUGGCGGAAUGAUGGCUGUAGCUCCAGGCCAUAGUCUCAGCGUUGAAGACCACAGACACACUCAGCCCACUAGAUCAAAGCGCUUGGAUUCCCGUGCAACAACAGCAAUUGGCUCCCACCACCAUGCUCGUAUCGCGGAACUGGUCUUGCCGCGGCAGACACUGGACAGAUCUCGAGUUUCUUCACAACUUCAUAUCCCGUCUCACAAGCAUCGAACUCAGCCUACGGGCCAAGAUACGGAUUAUAAAACUGAUGAGCGGAUGAUUUAUGUGCUUGAGAACCAAGUUUUCAGACACAUUACAUCUGCACUGCGCAAAUUUCGUAAGACUUUGUCUAGAGCAGAACGGAAUCGGAUUGGGACAAAGACUGCGCGUAAGCUCAUAAAUAAACCCGGCUUUUUUAAAGACUUUGAAGCACAUGAAUGGAUGCUUUCAAAAGAUUAUGAGGCGAGACUGUCAGCCAGAGCUAGACGUUAUGUUGACAAGUUUGCCUCGAGGUCCAGUGCCUCAUCAGAGUCGGACAGAAACGAAUCGAGUUCUAACGAUUCCCUCGACAUUCGAGAAGCAACGUUCACCAACCAGCCCCAAGACGAGGGCCAGCUUGUAUUGGAUAACCCAGACUCCCCUGGCUCUUCAUCUGAUGAUGAACAAGUCUUUGAAAGCGCAUCAGAAUUAGAGCCAGAGCACCCUGUUUCACGAAAUAGUCGUAUAAGGCACCAUUAUUCUUCGUCUCCUACAACUCCCCUAAGCAACGAUCCUUCAGAUGGAAAAGGCCUGGUUGGUGGUGAGAAUCCUGGUGAUUCGAAAGGUCUGCAUGUUGCACCACAACAGCCUAUUAGAGAACUUAGAAGCUUUAGGCUGUCCAGACAUACCCAGCCUCCACGAAUUCAUUCGAACGACAGUAUCAGUGCAAGGGCAGUGAUUAACUCAGAGGAGGGCUUAGAGCCUCGGAAUCACAAGCCUAGUAUUUCUGCUAUUCGCGAAACCCACGCGUUACGUAUUGCUGGACUACACACUGUACCACGCCCUUACAUACGUCUCACAGACCGAGCCGACAUACGGCGGGGGUUGGAAAAAAUGCAAAAAGGUACUGGAGGGCGUCUAUCAAAGGCAGACCGCGAUUUUCUUGAAGAAUCUGUCCUACAUGUUGAUUUUUGCCCGGAAGAGGUUGAUUUUAUUUGCGAGGUUAUCAUGGUACUCAAAAGGACCAAAGAACCUGUAGACACUGACCUGAGAUCCAGGGUCGUGUCUCUUAUGGUUAACCAUGAAUCAGACAUUCCGACCAUCUGCAGAGUCAUCGAGAGCAAAGCCAGAAAACCUGGAAAAGAUUUGGGACGCCAGCUUCUUCGGCAUCGAGACACAGCCGGGAUUUGUGCCUUUCUGCAGGAUGCUGCUGCUGGUUGUGUUACUGUUAUGCCCCGACUCAUUUGCAUAGACUCGAAACCACGCCCUGGUAUAAGUUUCCCAAAACCAUCAAUAUCCAGGCUCCUCAGAGAGCGCGAGACUUGGGGGACGGCACCAUUCAGAGUUCGCCAGGGCUGGCAACCAUUUAAUGUCGAGAUUUCAAGCCAUAUAGAAGACUCACUUGUGCGUCAAAGUGAGUGGACUGAUUGUUGUGGUGAUAUUUCUGCCAUCAGCUGGACAGGUGACAAUACUUUUAUUUGUGGUGCUACGGCCCAUUCCGAUUACCAUAACAUGCAGUAUAACAAGCCUGGAAAUCUUGUUGUAGGCUCAACUUCAUUAGACACCUUGAGGGCCGUCGAUGGUCAUCGAAUCAUACGGCCUAUCGUGGACCGAGAAGAGAACGCAGAGAAUUCUUUGCAAUCUAUGCGGCAAACACAGGACCCCUGGCUUUACACUUCUGUAGUAUCCACUUCUCAGAGUGGUGAUUAUACGUUUACGGCCAGCUUUGAUGAGACCGUGAAGAUAUGGAAGGUCUCCGAGGACGGCUCCUCAAUGAACCUCUGCGGGACCUGGAAACAUGACGGCAAGGUCAACUUUGUUGUCACUUCUGAGAAUCAUGGGCGAAUAGCGACAGCUUCAGAUGUCAGCAGCAACGCUAUCAGGGUUUACUAUUUUGACGAAGAUAAUAUUUCAGAUACGUUGUAUGUGUCAUACAGUGGCGACAAAGCCCAAGAGAAAGCGCUGGAGCUUGGGACAAGUGACACUUGGGCAUACUUUCCAGCCACCAUUCGAUGGGGCAGAGCACCUUGCGUGGCCAACCUACUGCUUGUAGGAUACUCUCCACGAAGUAUCACUGAUCACGAGAAUGACAUUCCAGAGGACAAGAAAAACAGCGGCGAGCUUUGCAUAUUCAAUACUGAGAAUGGGCAACGCGUACAAAUAUCAGCUGCACGUACUCAGAAUGUUUUCGAAGUUAUUUGGCAUCCUACGCAGCCGAUUUUUCUAGCGGCCACCUCGCCUUGUGGGACAUUUGAGCCCGAGGUAAAGACGCAGAUCCGCCUCUUCGCCCUGAAUGAGUCUGGAGCGUUCCUGGAUAUCAAGGCACUUGAUUGCCCAGCUUCGGACAUUAAUGAACUCACCAUCCAACCAAACAGCCUAAUAGAAAGCUACGUCACAGCAAGCUGCACAGACGGGAAUACCUACGUUUGGGACACGGCUCAAGGUGAUGAUCCUAUUCACGUCCUUGGUCAUGGCGAUUCGCUCGAUAAUCCGCUUCACGAUCUGCCACGUGAGGUUGCAGACACUGGGGUGAAGUUUGCGUCAUGGGGUAGAACCACCGAUAGAUUUUAUACUGGCUCAUCUGAUGGGAAAGUGAAAGCCUGGGAUGUACGAGCUCCUAGGGGGCAGGCAUUUGUACGGACAGUAUUGUCGGUCUCGGGUGGUGUCUCAGCUGGAGCCUUUUCGAAGGAUUUUUCCAAGUUGCUGAUCGGUGACGCGACUGGCAAAGUCCACCUACUUGCAGUCGAUGAUUCGGAUCUCGAAGAUGAUGUAGUUUCAGGGACAACGUCUGCAAACACCUCCGCUGGUUCGCCUGCGAUGGGUCUCGAAGCCGGUUCGGCGGGCUCACUUCCUACCAGGAGGCCGAAAGUCAUAAUACCUCACCCUGAACCCUUGCCACCCGCGGCCUUUGAGCAUGGGGUAAGAGACGAGGAGCAGACUGGGCAGACCAUGGCCCGAGCCUAUCUUGAAAAAGGCCAACUAGUACUUCAUCCAGACCGUGGCAUUGGUGUCAUCCAAGGCCCAAAUUAUGCCCAAACGCUUCUAUAUAGAUAUGAGGCCCACGAGGAAAGUGAUGGAACAAGACCGCUACGACCUGAGUGGAAUGCCCGGCAGCAAUUUCAUCUGCAUAGCCAAGCUUCUCACCUGCAGCUCCCACGUCUGCCAAGCGUCGAGAGCUCUAGUUUGGGGCAACACGAGACAAAUCAAGCUCUGGACCUUGAUUUGUCACGUCUCUCCUCGUCGGUCAGGGAGGAACUCGAGCGUGAUGGCGUUGAUGGCGAUUUCUCUGAGCAGGAUCAUAGAUUCGAAUUUGAAAUGACUCCCCGGUAUGCCAUUUUCAAGGAGAAGGGGGACAAACACAAAUAUGUAAAUUAG
Molecule: messenger RNA, 3900 nt
Organism: Amorphotheca resinae ATCC 22711
Lineage: Eukaryota; Fungi; Ascomycota; Leotiomycetes; Helotiales; Amorphothecaceae
Exons: 5
Coding region: 1-3900 (1299 amino acids)
Biological process (GO): regulation of actin cytoskeleton organization; TOR signaling
Cellular component (GO): TORC1 complex; TORC2 complex
Molecular function (GO): protein binding
Source: RefSeq, a predicted model, not a curated record